UCCCAUUCACCUCACUAGUAGCUAUUCCUUGCUGUUCCAAUGUAAGCAAGGAAAGGCUUCUCUCUUUUUUUACACCGUUCUUUCCCAAAACGACGUAAAACCCUUUUCAAUUUAAAACCCUUUUCAAUUUAAAACCCUCAAAUCUCAUUCAACAUAAUCACAAGGGGAAACCCUCGUUUCGCUUCAAUCGUUGCAUUUCUCAGACGCCCAGGUCGUCAAUUGUCGAGAUUUAUGGUUUUUGGCAUUCUGGGUUUUGUUAUCUGCUUCAAUUUGUAUCAAAGAAAAUGUCUUUUGUGAUGAAGAGUGAUGAUGUUCUUAUUAGGGAAGUUUGGAAUGAUAAUGUUGAUGCGGAAUUUGAGUUGAUUCGGAAUAUCGUGGAUGAAUACCCUUAUAUAGCUAUGGAUACAGAGUUUCCAGGUAUCGUUUCGCGCGCUCUGGGCACUUUCAAGAACAGCUUUGAUUAUAACUAUCAGACCCUGAAGCUCAAUGUGGACCUGUUGAAGUUGAUUCAGCUGGGUCUCACGUUUUCAGACGAGAAUGGGAACCUGCCCACCUGUGGAACUGACAAGUACUGUGUGUGGCAGUUCAAUUUCUGUAACUUUAAUCUCAAUGAGGAUAUGUAUGCUCCGGAAUCGAUUGAGUUAUUGACCCACAGUGGAAUGGAUUUCAAGAAGAACAAUGAGAAGGGUAUCGAUGCUCGUAGGUUCAGUGAGCUGUUGAUGACCUCUGGUAUUGUGCUGAAUGAAAAUGUGGUUUGGGUGACCUUCCAUAGUGGAUAUGAUUUCGGUUACUUGCUCAAGCUGCUUACCUGCAAAGACCUUCCAGACUCGCAGACAAAGUUCUUUGAAUUGAUCAAUUUGUACUUCCCGAAAAUUUAUGAUGUCAAGCAUCUGAUGAGGUUCUGCAACAGCCUCCAUGGUGGGUUGAACAAGCUGGCGGAGCUGUUGGAUGUGGAGAGAGUUGGCAUUUCUCACCAAGCUGGUUCUGAUAGUUUACUCACCAGUUUUACCUUCAUGAAACUGAAAAACAAUUUCUUUAGUGGGUCUCCUAAGAAAUAUGCUGGUGUCUUAUAUGGUCUUGGUAUUGAGUAUGGACAUGGAUCUCAUUGAAAAUCAAAAUAGAACAUAUUAUUAAUAAAAAUUAUUGAGUUUUGUUAGAGUACAAGUGUGUGCCUGUUGCAAGUUUUCCCU
Messenger RNA from Fragaria vesca subsp. vesca, 1190 nucleotides. Its product is annotated as probable CCR4-associated factor 1 homolog 7-like. The transcript has 2 exons. NCBI's taxonomy places the organism in Eukaryota, Viridiplantae, Streptophyta, Magnoliopsida, Rosales, Rosaceae. Gene Ontology annotation, molecular function: nucleic acid binding; poly(A)-specific ribonuclease activity. The record is from RefSeq and is a predicted model, not a curated record. Bases 285 to 1109 code for a protein of 274 amino acids. Gene Ontology annotation, cellular component: P-body; CCR4-NOT core complex; CCR4-NOT complex.